UGGGGCUAUUUCUUACCGCGAUCAGACUGGUUCCUGGGGGUCAAGGACGAGCAAAAAAGGCAGCGAUACCUUUCAGCCUGGCUUGAUCUUCGAGUCCCGUGGAUGUAUGUCCUCAGCUGUCGCAAUGCGGCAGUUCCUCGCACUCUCUCGUCGCAGCUCUGGCGCGACUAUCUCCAGAAUGCUCGGGAUGUCCUUUCCUCGGACAGCAGCAUGACUCGUGCCGGCGAGCGACGAUCGCAUCUCGCCGCCAUCUUGACGAAGGUUUUACCCCCCUCGGCACUCAGCGCUCGGACCAGUGGAGUCAUACAGUGGAUGGAGCACAGCUUUGACGGCCCCAUGCCCUCUCGGCUCUGGCCGCAAGUCUUGUGGGAGCUUCACGAAGUCGCUUUCCAGUACGAAUUGCUGGAACUUGACCGGGUUAUGGUCCCAAAUGCAGCGCAUUCAGGGCUAGAUGCUGAAUCCGAAGAGGUUACGCGCGAGGCAUUGAUAUGCGCAAUCUUCCCUGGAGCGUGCAGCUUGCAGGUCUCUGAUCUCGCUGCUGCCCAGCAAGGCCUCGCCUCAGAACUACGUGACGAACGAGGUAGGGCACUAGAUAGGUGGCUUCGUGUUGUGCGGCGAUGGCCCCGCUGCCCUGAUUCGCUGCGUAACUGCACCAGGCUCGAGUACCAGUUCACGGAGGGGCAGAUGAACUAUGUCGAACGAGUUUUAGUGCAAUAUUACGUGGAGACGUUUUUCGAAUGGGCUGUCCGGCUUCCCAUCCUUCCCCGACGUUGCCCUUAG
Messenger RNA from Fomitopsis serialis, 780 nucleotides. RefSeq lists its product as uncharacterized. The annotation marks the transcript as partial. The record is from RefSeq and is a predicted model, not a curated record. The transcript has a single exon. Lineage: Eukaryota; Fungi; Basidiomycota; Agaricomycetes; Polyporales; Fomitopsidaceae.